AGACACGGAAGUUUUAAAGUAAACUAUUUCUUUAUAGAGUAGAAAUGACAUAGUGGGAAAUAUCAUUGAGUCAUUGCAAGGUUAUUCAUACAACGAGCGUUAAGAUUCUGUAAAAAUGUUUGGGUUUGUCGUUAUUUAUUGCAAAAAUAACAUUGAAUAUUGAACUAAGUAGAUGGCGUUUAAUAACCUGGAUCUCAAGUAAUUCUGUUCCCGAAAUGCAGCGAAACGAUUCGAGGAAAAAAACGACAAAUCAGAACAGUUUGAUUCCCAUUGAUGGUAAACCACAAUAUACAUGCAAUCAACCAAAAUACAAAACGUUAGAAGUAGAGUAUCAAUCACACUCUAGCCAAGAAAUAACUAUUGGUGGAACAAAAGAGAGUAGUGUAAAUACUCCAGCUGCACAAGCUAAUUCCAAUCUCAAAAUGCCACGAAAGAAUUCGAGGAAAAAAACGAAACCUCAAAACCGAUCGAUACCUGUUGACAGUAAACUACAAAAUAAAUGUAGCUCGUCGAAAAUAACAAAUUUAGAAUUUGAUUCUACAACACAUUCAAGUCCAGAGUUAACUACCGAUGGAACAAAACAGUGUAGUGUAAAUACUCCAGUCGCACAAGGUGAUACAUUACACAUAAUAGAGCAAGCUGCUCAAUCUGGCUCACCUAAAGAAAUGCUUGAAUGUUUUAAUCAACUGAUACACACUGAGAACAAAGUUAACCAAGAAAGUUUGGACCAAGGUCUUCUUUUGUCUUGUAGGUAUGGUAGAGAGUUUUUGGUUCAGAUUCUGAUAUUUCAUGGUGCUAAUAUUGAGACAAGAGACGAAGAUGGCAACACACCACUUUUGAUAUGUGCUGAGAAAGGUUUCACUGACAUAGCUCUGUUACUGGUUGAUAAAGGCGCUGAUAUCAACAGUUACAAUAAAGACGGUGACACGGCACUUUUACUUUCUAUCAAAACAUCCGGGUCUUCUCAUCUGAUAAAAACACUUUUGGAAAAAAAUUAUUUAAAUGUCAGACAUAAAAAUAAACAUAAACAUGACGCUUUGAUGAAAACCAUCGAAGUCCUAAACUUUCCAUUUUUUAAAAAGCUGCUAGCACAUUUAUCGAAUACAGGUAGAUAUACACUAAAAUAUUAUGCUAAAAGUGAACCCAGCUUUACAGAAAUUGUUGAUAGCUUAGGUUUAUCAUCAUUUUUAUCAAUUUUAAUCCAGUAUUCGGAUAUUGACAAAUCAAUCCUGAAAACAGCUGUUUUAAUUAAAGAUAUUUACACAAUAAAGCUUCUCUUAUAUUCUCAAGUUGUUGAUUUUAGGAGCAACCACAGAGAAGUCAACAUUUCUGUUUUGCCAGAAUUCCUCAACUUUAUUCAGCAUAGUGGUCAAGAAAUAACUAAACAAGAUUUGAAUAUUAUUAAAACAUUAUUAAAAGCUGGAGCCCCACUGAACUCUGAUUACAGAGGAAAUGAGCACCCAUUGGUAACAGCAGUAAAACUUGGCUGCUAUGAUUUAGUGGAAAUGUUGUGUCAACAUACACAUGAAAACUUUUGUUGUUAUAGACAGUACACUCCCUUAGCUUUAGCGGCACAGAUGGGACGAUGUGACAUUAUGAAUUUGUUAAUUAAAUACGGUAAAGGUGAGCUAGAUAAAAGUUUAGCACUAAAAUCUUCUGUUAAGCAUGAACAAAUUGAAAGCGCAAAGUUACUGGUCGAAAUCGGAGCUACUAUUCAUUGCGGGGAAGCCCUCGAUGACAUUAUAAUAAACAACAGAGUAAAAUCUUUUUUGUUUUUAAAAGAACAUUUCAAGUAUGAUGUAAUCUCUGCGAUAAAAAACAAAGGGACACAGUUUCUGAACCUCGCAGCAAGUAAAGGACAUAAAGAGAUAAUCAAACUACUGGUAGAAGAAGGAGCAGAUCUUAAUGCAAGUUACAACUACAAAACACCGCUAAUGUCUGCGGUUGACCCCUCUACUAUGGAGCUAUUGAUUAAAAGCGGUGCAGAUGUAAAUGCAAAGGUAGAGAAAUACAGCGCUUCAUUUACAAUUUUUGAUUGUAUUUUAAAUGAACACAAAGAAGGAAAAAUGCGUGUUAAAUUAGUAAACAUGGUAAAAGUACUCAUAAACCAUGGCUUUAAAGUAAAUGUCCAAGACAAAAAAGGCAACACUCCAUUAAUGAAAGCUUCACAGAAAUCGAAUAUGGAAAAAGUGUUACGCUCUCUGCUACAAGCUGGGGCAGAUGUAAAUAAUCAAAAUAACGAUGGUGAAAGUGCACUACAUUUAGCUGUUUGUUGCAAAUCUAUACUUAAUGCGAAAGUUCUUUUAGAAUCUAAAUCAGACAUUGAUUUAAAAACUAAAGACGGAAAGACACCUCUGUUUUAUGCAAUAUUGGAACGAUAUUUAAACAUGAUAAUUUUGUUAGUAGAAAACAAUGCGAAUGUGAAUUGUGAGAAUAAUAUUGGCAAUACACCUUUGCUUUUCUUAUGUUCUGAUUAUGUUAAUGACGUUGAUGUUAUAAAGAUGUUAAUUAACUAUGGUGCGUGUGUCAAUCAUCACAAUAAUAAAGGGUACACACCGCUGAUGGUUGCUGCUAAGAAACAAUCUUUUGAUAUCUUAAAAAUCCUGUGCGAAUCAGGUGCCGAGAUCAAUUCCGUUAACGAAAAGGAAAAGGAAACUGCUCUUUCUAUACUACUCGACAUGCCUUAUAAUAGAAAUAUUGUUCUUUACCUGAUAGCAAAAGGGGCAGAUUGCUCAUGUGUGAGCCCCGCUAUUAUUCAUCAAUUAAUUGUUAAGAAAGAGUUCAGCAGUUUGAAGCAUAUCAUAGCGUUAGGUUUAGGACCUGCAGAGAUAACUCCUGAAAGUUUUGACCCUGGAGCUUACGAUAAUACCUCCAAGCCUAAACUAGCGUCACCAUUUGUGGUAUCUCUAAGCAAAGGAUAUGUAAAAACUGCACGAUUUUUAAACGACAUUUGGUUUUUAACACUGUCUGACGUUUCAAAUAAUGCCUUCUAUAAACAAUUUAGGAGCUUACUUGUAGAAAAUGAACUCAUUGAACGUUUGGAGUUUCUAGACGAGUACCUAUACCAGCCCAUGUCUCUACAGAAACUCAGCUUUGUUGUCGUGUCGUCUGCUGUAGGUUCUGAUGCUGGGAGAAAAGAACGGGUGGCAAAACUUCAAAUUCCAAAAAUGUUACAGGACAAGCUAGUAUUUCUAAACGCCACAAAGCUGGAAGCUGAAUUGGAGGAAGACAGAAUUUCAACAUCUGAUGGCUUAGUCACAGAUCAAGUUUUAAACGCUGGUGUACACAGACGCCGCCAUUUCUACAGUGACAAUCAAGAUUAUUAUUCGUCUGAUGAUAAUGGCUAUGACAACACGGACUAUGACUCUGAUUAUUAACAAAUUAUUUUAAUGUCUUAUUUUUUUUAUAAAAGGAGUAGGCCCUAUGUCGUUAUUAGAAUUAAGAGCAGAAAAAAAAUAUUCAGUGAAACUGAUUAUGAAAGAAUGUACUUUAAAUUAAAAUAAAAAUGUAUUUUGAAGCUCUGUUUUAUAACUUAGUACAGUCUCAUAAAGUUACAAACAUCAAUAGAUGCAAUAGUUUGAAAACAAGCAAAAAAUAUGACUCGACACAAAUUGAACGUACAAAAAUCAAGCCAAAAACUGCUGUGGAUAAGAAAGAACGUCUAGUGGUUAGCAUAGGUUGCAGCCUCAGGUUUCUAAACAGUUUCAAGGCAAUGAAAUAUUGAAUGUUUCACUUUCUCUAAUAAGGAAUAUAGUAAAGUAUUGUAAUCGUGCUAAGUUAAAAAUCGAGAGUAUGCAUCCUUCUGAGUAAAAUGCAAAUUAACACAUUUUACCAUCUUGUGAGUCAGUGUGCCUAUGUGUAUGUGUCUUGUAUUCCGUCCGUUAGACCCUCUGAUCUGUAAGCGAUAACUUGAGUAUUGUCUCAGGUGGUUGAACUCUGAUUUAGAAGUAUAAACACAAAUAAACGAGACGGGCUAUGGGAGUUCGCUCCGGUUGUAUUGUUAUUAGAAUGAGUAAUUUGUAUUAAAUGCAUUUAAAUAUAAU
Molecule: messenger RNA, 4043 nt
Organism: Physella acuta
Lineage: Eukaryota; Metazoa; Mollusca; Gastropoda; Physidae
Product: putative ankyrin repeat protein RF_0381
Molecular function (GO): protein binding
Source: RefSeq, a predicted model, not a curated record